GUGUCUACAGUUUCUCUUCCACCCAGUGUCAGUUGGCCGUUGGGCAUUCUAGUGUACAGUGUAUUACGUUGCGCGGCUAAAACGGUUGGCCGUGAAAGUACUUUUUUUUAGCAAAACACAUUUUCUUGCCGUGUUUACUAUCAAGAUGAGCUGGCAUCUCACGGAGGGAGCAGUUGCCGUAAGACUUUUAAUUUAUGUUGAUAUCAGACUUUAAUGCAAGGUGGCGCCAUUGAACGUCCAGUAAUGCAGAUUGUGGACAGCUUGAGAGUAAUAGACAGAGACCAUGAGACAUAUCAGCUUAUGGUUUCUGAUGGCAGCCACAUGAGCAGCAUGGCCAUGCUUUCAACACAGUGGAAUGUUAGGAUGAGAUCUGGACAGCUGUCACUCUACUCUGUGGUCAGAGUGAACCGUUUCAGAAUGAUUAACUAUGCAGAGGACGGAGAUGAAAAACGUAUCAUGCUCAUCCACAACCUGGCAAUACUGGCAAAGGGGACUGAAGUGGGCAAGGAGAUUGGCAACCCUGUGUUGUACACAGAGUACGAGGUGGAACCACGUGCGGCAGCACCACAGUACACGGAGCGGCAAUCGAAGACUGCACGUGCGCUGUCGAGACUGCGAGCGAGGGUACUGUUCAGAGAGACACUGUAUACAUUGGAACCACGUACGGCAGUACUGCAAGUUUUGUUAAAGCGGAGAGUGAAACAGCCCCCGUUGCCGAUGCGUCGCACAUUGCUGCGUGCAGCGUCGCUGCCCUGGCCACCACUCCGUGCAGAGUUGCAGCACGUAGCGGAAAUGCCCCCAGAUGAGAGGCGUGUAGCCGUACUAAGUGUAUCGAUUCUGCGCGUGACAGCACGGAUCGCACGAAGACAGCUCCCACCGGCAUUGCGUGGUGCGGGACAGCUCCCACCGGCAUUGCGGGGACUGCGAGUAUCGGCACCGGGUGCGUAGCCCUUGACACCCGUGUGUUCUGGGUGACAGGUGAAGUGGUUUCAGCAUGUGGCAAAUGGUGCUGGAGUCACUGUAGCAGCAGAAGUACUAUCUGGCACACAGUCCCUGUCACCCCACUGUGAUGGUGUUAAGAUUUUGUGCCACCGCUGGAAUCAGUAUGGCAUAAGAGUGACAUUAGCAAGUGAUGGCUAAACUGAGUGACUUUUUAGGGGAAACACUGACUUAUUUGCUAUUAAGUAUGGAUUUCACAAAAGGUUCAGUACUUGGUAUGUUCCUGUUAUUAACCUUCAUAAGUUCUGUAUCAUGAGCAUUAUAGAGCUUUCCAAAACCUACUAUGCAGUGCAUACUACUCCUGGCACAAACUCAACUACACCAGACAAAUCAAAGUUAAUAGCUCUCUGUGAAAAUACAAUAUACAAUAAGCUGGUGUUCUUCUGUUGGUGACAAAAGCAGUACCAGUUUGGUGAGAGACUACAACUGGUAAAGGUUGAUUAGUUCUUUCACUCCUUGGGCUACAGUGGUGAGGUGUAUAAUGGAUGCAGCCUCUGAAGGUGACCUCUCACUGCAGUGAUGUAACUCACCAUAGAAGUUCACCACCUCCACUGAGACUCUGUGAGCAUACAUUCUGAGAGACACAUAGAUGAUGGAUGACAGAGGUUUGAGGUUUGGAUCUAGUUUAUAAUAAUUAUGUGCCUAUUGCUAUGCUGUUGUAAUGUUAAUACCAGAAAUGACCUCCAUCUGUAUAAAAAGACAUGUAAUUUUCUGCUUUUUAUUAUGCAUUCAUCUUCAGUAUCAUUUGUGAAGUUUAAAUGUGUUAUUGACAAUGAGUUUUUAAGGCAAAUAAGUAAUUGUAAGUUCAGUGUAAAACAAAAAUUAUGUAGCAUUUGGAAAAUAAUAUUAUUUGUGUGCUAAAA
Schistocerca serialis cubense is the source of this 1862-nucleotide messenger RNA. RefSeq lists its product as uncharacterized. The record is from RefSeq and is a predicted model, not a curated record. Lineage: Eukaryota; Metazoa; Arthropoda; Insecta; Orthoptera; Acrididae. The transcript has 5 exons. Gene Ontology annotation, molecular function: DNA binding. Gene Ontology annotation, biological process: DNA replication. Gene Ontology annotation, cellular component: nucleus. Bases 214 to 948 code for a protein of 244 amino acids.